Messenger RNA from Hyaloperonospora brassicae, 882 nucleotides. The record is from the annotation of a GenBank genome assembly. Lineage: Eukaryota; Oomycota; Peronosporomycetes; Peronosporales; Peronosporaceae.
AUGACACUUCUCUUCCUGAUCUUCACGAGCUUCGCAGUACUCGUACUACUGACAAGUGCCCGCAAUGAAGAUGCAAUCGUGACGCGUCUGCCUGGUUUGAACCUCCCAGCGCUGUCGUUCAAGCACUUCAGCGGUCAUUUUGAGCUGUUAAGCAGCGAGAAGAUCUUUUACCGGUACGCCAAAAUUCAGCACGAGCCUGCAGACGCCCCCAUUGUGCUGUGGCUCAAUAGCGGUCCAGGAUGCUCAUCGCUUGGCGGUUUCUUCACGGAUAACGGACCUUUUGUCGUUCAGUGCGAUCUGUCCAUUCAGCUGAACCGGUACGCGUGGAAUCGGAAGGUGAACAUGCUGUGUCUCGAGGCUCUUGCUGGCGUGGGCUUUAGCGGUGAGAGCUACGCUGGCAUGUACAUUCCCUACCUCGUGGAUCUGUUGGUAGAGCAACCGCUGCAAGGCGUGAACCUCAAGGGCUUUGCGAUCGGAAACCCGUUCACGGACAAUCUGAUCGACGGCAACGCCUACGUCGGCUACUACUACUCGCACGCGCUCAUGUCGCUUGAAGCUUACGAGAAGAUCAAAGUGCACUGUGGGGAAUCGAUCGGCUGUCUCUAUGAUGGUUUGACCUGUCCGAUUAAGUGUGGAGAGCUCCCACAACGGGCUCAAGCGGAAGACGAUGAGGAGGCACUGAACCCGUACUUCAUCUGCGGCGACAAGUUCCUGCUGGAUUACACGCAGGCAAGGGCGUUACGUAAGCAGACCACGUCUGUCAUGCAGAUGUCAUCAACGCACCGCGGCGAUAUCGGACCUUCUGCAGACUCACUUAAUCGCGCGUACCUCAACCAGCCAGAGGUAAAAGAAGCCAUCCAUGCACCGCGACUGGGUGUGUAA